UUAGCAGCAGCGUUAGACGGCGCCUGUCUUUGUGUUCACAAGUAUCUCUGUUUGCCUGCAUAUGCUUUCAUUGGACUGAGGACAGCAGGGAUUUGCAGCAGCCUCCGUUUUUUGUUGAUUUACACUUCCUGACUCCUUGUCAUGAUCGCCAGUUUUUACCCACAAUGCCAGUGUUUUACUCGACUGUCCCUGAGAACCUGCAGAUGGGCCUGGCCUAUGUGGGAGGCUCAGUGUUCUCUAAGAACAGGACAGCAAACAGUGAUGUGGGCAGGGAGCAGGAGGAUGCAUCAGUGGUCAACGAGUUAGUUUCUCACCUUCCCCUUCAAAUGCUGCUGUACUUCAACCUGUUUUACUUUCCCUGCUGGUGGUUUUCUGCUGUCUUCAUGUUAGAAGUAAAGUACUACUAUCUCCCUGGGUACUACCAGGCUCUGCUCAUAACCGGGCUGGUCCUGCUCACAAUCAUCGAAGUGAUCCGGCUUUACCUGGGCUACGUUGGCAAUCUGAAAGAAAAGGUGCCAGAGCUGGCAGCCUUCUGGCUCCUGUCUUUCAUGUUCCAGCUGCCAGUGCUGCUCUUCUUUGUGACAGAUGAAGGAAUCCUCAUCCUGCCCCUGGAGGUGGCCGUCCACUCCAUCUACCUCUUCUUCCUGCUCGCCCAGAUCCUGGCUUCCUUCCUGGCACUCAGGACCAUGACCCGCAAGCUCACCCUGCUUUUCUACCUGCGCCAGUUGGGCAAGGUGGAGGAGGGUCUGCAGCGCCGGGAGCUGAGCCCCAUCUACGGGCUUCCCUACAACCGCAGCGUGCUGCCUAUUACACCCGCUCAGGAUAUAUAUCAUUAAAAUAAAAAAAGAUUUGUUUCAGUA
Molecule: messenger RNA, 860 nt
Organism: Austrofundulus limnaeus
Lineage: Eukaryota; Metazoa; Chordata; Actinopteri; Cyprinodontiformes; Rivulidae
Product: transmembrane protein 17A
Exons: 4
Coding region: 165-836 (223 amino acids)
Biological process (GO): non-motile cilium assembly
Cellular component (GO): ciliary transition zone
Source: RefSeq, a predicted model, not a curated record